This is a messenger RNA of Porites evermanni, 3644 nucleotides long. The record is from the annotation of a GenBank genome assembly. NCBI's taxonomy places the organism in Eukaryota, Metazoa, Cnidaria, Anthozoa, Scleractinia, Poritidae.
AUGGCUGUUCCACUUCGGAGAAAGUUGAUUGUAUCUCUGAUCAUUUUACUGAUUCUGCUGGCCAUGUACAUGGUUGCUCUGUACCGAGGUAAGCUACCAUUUUACCUUUUUCAAAUUUCAAUUCUUGUAUAUAUCUUGACCGAUAAAGGACAAUGAUUUUCCUUAUUCGUUAUUGGCUAACUAACUAACUUCAAAAAUAGAAAAAUGGUUCUUUUACUACCCGCACUUUCCUUUCGUCAGAUACGUAUGUGGCAUGAAUUACGUGUAACAAAACUGCUGCCACAGUUCACUACCAAACUGAAUCCUUCCUGCUUUUUUUUCUAAUUAAUGUUCAGUUGAACGCUUCUUUAACCAUUUGGAACACUCGACUGGACCAAGAAAUACUUCAAACGUAAUGCAUGUAACUUGCUGUUCUGCAAUUUGUUUCGAUCAAAAUUUCCUCACAAAGAAAAAUAAUCGCCAUCUCCUGCAUUAACUUCAAACUAGCCAGAGUUUUAGCGAUGAAAUGACUGUCUAUAGCUGUCUAUUAGAGACUCCCGCCGUUACAUUUGUUACUUCUUUUUUACCUUAAGGUUUUCCAAAAUAGUCAGUGUCCAACUUUUUAUUUUUUAUCUUUUAUUUUUUUUUUACAGAAAGGCUUGGGUAAUGAAAGUUUGAAACUCAGAAAUUAAAAUGUCUCAUUAAAUAAAUAUGUUUUGCAUUUUUUCUCUUUUAAAUGUGUUAAAACCAUUACUUAAUGGUUACGACUGAACGUGAAUCAAUCACUCUUGGCUUAACACAUGAUAUAAUGCUGCGAUUAUUUGGAUAAGCAAUAUUCCUUUAUUUGAUAUUAUUAACAGAAAGGUUUUAAUCACAUAUUCAUUAGGCAACUGAUAUAUAUGGCAUUUUAUGGCUAAUUAACGUCAGAGAUGUUUCCUACAGAAGUUGUCCUUGGCAGCUCUCCCUGACGAAAAAACUGGCGCGCUAGCAUUUUGACAAGGAGAGCUAUCAAGAGUGAACACUUGUCAGGAUUAAUAUUUACCAGCGGUAAUGACUCAACAAGGACUCUUGUCAAGGAAACGCUAAGGGCAGGCCAUGGAUUUGUGGAAAUUUAACGUCCGCUGGCCGAUUUCAUUAUUGGCGCGGGCAAUAAUGAUAACUAUUGGUCAAGAAAAAUUGUAAUUAAAGUGAGGCUUUAUUUUAACUCGAUAAUACUUUUUAGUAUAUACUAAAACAGUGGAUAGUGUUUUUUGCGCGCUCUGAUUGGCUACUCAAUUAGUGAAUAUCCUGCACUAUUCACUGAUUCACCUCCAGUUCCUCCGAGCGAGCGACGCCAAAUUCGCGUAAGUUGCGAGCAAAAUGCCUUUCUGGUUUGCUGCCGUAAACAAACAAAGAAAUUUCACAACUAAUCAAUCAAGCUGUUUCCGAAAUACACGAAGAAGGUGACGAAGUUCGCAUUGGAAGUUUUAACAGGUAAAGCUUUGUCUUUUUGACACGAAUUUAUCGAUAAAACCGGUGAAAAAGUUUUUUGUUUACAAAUGCAAAUUAAGUUUAAGUCGUGCUUACUUUAGUUAGUUGAUUUGUUCAUAAAUAAGCUUAAAACUAAAUUUAAUAAUCUUUUUUUUAUAGAAUGAUUUUAAAUACAAAAAGAAUUAACAACUCCUUUUGAACAAAUUUCCCCGCAAGAGCUAAACAAAUGCCUUCAAAAGUUUUAAUUGUCGGCAAGAAAAAGCAACGGCCGCGGCCCUCCGGUCAUUACGCGCCAAAAUUGUAAUCGUUGGCAACAGUAUUUGAGUUAAAAAUCGUCAUUUUUGUGCUCAAUUAUCUCACUGUUUUAGUAUAUACUAAAACAAUUAUUCACCUCAGUGUCGGUGACNAUCGUUGGCAACAGUAUUUGAGUUAAAAAUCGUCAUUUUUGUGCUCAAUUAUCUCACUGUUUUAGUAUAUACUAAAACAAUUAUUCACCUCAGUGUCGGUGACUAGUCGUGGAUAUUUACUUCACUGCUUCGCAGUUCGGUAAAUAUCCAGGAGUAGCCACCUCCACUUCGGUGAAUAAUUGUUAUUUAUUUUUCAUCUUUUGUUUCCCUGUAACUGACAUUACUUCCUCCAUAGAUGUUGAAGUUGUCAGGUUCUUGCCCGAAGUAGAUAAAACAGCAGGCAUUGCUAAAAAACAACUCAAGGUAGGUUAAAUCACGUCGUGUUAUUACAGAUGUUAAUAGUAUAGGAGAAUGACGUUUAUCUAGCCAGCAUAGCAAAGGCGUUUCUGUGCGGUUUCGCGCGGCCAAAACCGAAAAUCCGUAACGGAAACGCUUGCUACGCAGGCAAAUAUUUAUCUGUCUCGAUUUUAUCCUCUCUAACAAUCGUUUUGUUUGCGAGAUUGUUUAAUGUCUUUUAAAUGGACUCAUGUCGACAAAUUCUCAACUAUACUAAAGAAUUAAGAGAUGGGAAAGGUAGUACGGACCGGCUGGAGUUGUAGGUAGAAGACUUUGUGGAUCAUUUUACGUUUCUGGGAAACUGCCCACCUACCCCUCCCCUAAGCCAACAUUAACACUUACUUCCUACUUAGGGCAAAGUGCUGGCUUAGGGGAGGGGUAGGUGGGGCAGUUUCCCAGAAACGUAAAAUGGUUUGCUUGUUUCAUUUCCUGUUCAGCCUGUUUGUGUAAAAAAUGCACUUUAUUUGAGUGUCAAUGUUGUAUUCAAAGUACUAAUUAGGGACACUACUUGGGUGCCAGUUUACACGGUUUAAGCGGCCCUACCGACUAAGCUAAUCCUGAUUGUCCUUAUUUCUAAUCGAACCUUCUGGCUAAAGCUCUCACGUUAGUGAAUCCACUUUUCAGAUAGAGAAGGAUGAUCACCUUUUGGAGCGGAUUAAACAGAGACAAAGUGAGCGACAGCAGCGACUCAGAGACUACUGUGGGAAGCACGCUUCAAGCAGAAAUCGAAGCGAUCAAUACCAUCAUCCUAUAAUUGUUAACGAUGAGUACAGAGUAAUCUUCUGCUAUAUUCCCAAGGUGGCCUGCAGUCAAUGGAAACGUGUCUUUCUUGCUCUUGAUAACCGCAUCGAUGUGGAUGAUGUGCAUGAUAACAAACAUUAUAAAUUUCUCUUAUAUGAUUAUUCGGACGAGGAUAUUAAAGUGAGGCUAAAAUCUUACUUUAAGUUUCUAUUUGUUCGCGAACCACUCGAGAGGCUUUUGUCAGCCUACAAAAACAAGUUUGUAAACAACCAAUGGCCUUGGACGAGGAUUCAAAGUUUUAAAACGAAAAUUUUGGAAAGAUACAAACAAGAUGAACUUAGCUCCCAUAGUUCUGACCAGGAUCUUACUUUUAAGAAGUUCAUCUAUUAUGUGAGUGAUGUUGGGUUUGAUAGAGAUGCACACUGGCGAUCGUACGGCACAAUUUGUCACCCGUGUGAUAUAGAGUACGAUUUCAUCGGUCAUUUUGAGGACAUGCCAGAAGAAGCACUUCAUAUCCUACGGCAAACACGAAUGGAUCGGGCGGUGACCUUUCCUCCGUUUCAUACCCACAAUACUACAAGUAAACUUCUUAAAAACUAUGCCCCGAUUCCGAAGGAGAAGAUCGCUCAGCUGGGUAAGGCCUUUGAAGAAGACUUUGAAAUGUUUAAUUACGAUUUCCCAGGGCCUCUAUCCGAUCUCAUGCACGAUUAA